Messenger RNA from Chiloscyllium plagiosum (whitespotted bambooshark), 5301 nucleotides. It is a transcript of the gene rflnb, whose product is annotated as refilin B. The record is from RefSeq and is a predicted model, not a curated record. Gene Ontology annotation, molecular function: filamin binding. Gene Ontology annotation, cellular component: actin filament bundle. Lineage: Eukaryota; Metazoa; Chordata; Chondrichthyes; Orectolobiformes; Hemiscylliidae. Gene Ontology annotation, biological process: negative regulation of bone mineralization involved in bone maturation; actin filament bundle organization; negative regulation of chondrocyte development.
GUGCCGACGUGUAGGCGUUCCCUUCAACCUCUCUCUCUCUAAUCAGCAGCUUUGCAGAAACAAUGAAAUCUUUGAGCGGGCAGGAGUUUUGACUUUGGUGAGGCUUUAGCAUUUACAUACCAGCAUUCAGGUCUGCGUGUGGGAGAGAGGGACAGACACACAGCUGACAGGGCAGAGUACCUUAGCAGUUAAUAGUUGAAUUCCAGGUUACUUUGUAGAACUUUAUUAUUAUAUAAAGAAUUGCAGGCCACUGGACUUUUACUCUAUCACAGUAUUAAUUUUGCAGGUUUUUAAUUUAAAACACUUAUAUUUAUACACACAAGCGUAUACGAGAGGUGUUUUGGUGCGAGAUUAUCGGAAAGCAGCGAUGGUGGGUAGCCUGAGCCUGCAGGAGGUAUCUGGUCCCCUAGUGGAGCCCAAGCGGCUGGGCGAGCGGGUCCUGGAUAGUCCCGACUCCGGGCUUCCCCCCAGCCCCAGUCCCACGCCCAGCGUCUGGCUGCCGUCCCCGGGAGCUGCAGAGAACCGGCUGCUGGAGCAGGAAGACGUCGGUUUCCCGCUCAGAAGAGGACCGUCUCUACAAACGGACGCUCCAGUUACUUCCUCUUUCCUAAUCACAGGGUUUGGGCCAAGGCUGCAGCCAUCGUCAUUUGGAGAAGGUGUUGAAGUGGACCCUUUGCCACCGAAGGAGAUUAGGUACACCUCCUCUGUGAAAUACGAUUCGGACCGACACUAUGUCAACAAUGUACUCCUCCAGCACACACUGGGUGUUGAUUCCUGCAGCCAGACAGUCAUCUGCGUUCCCAAUUGCACAUGGCGGAACUACAAGACGGAGCUGAGAUUUGAGCCGCAACACAAACCGUGGAGGUUCCGCAGCACUAUCAUUGUGUACCCAAAGUAUGCAAAGACAGUCUAUACAACCACUGUGGAUUACAACUGCAGAAAAGCAGCACGGAAAUUCUUGUCCAGUGUGGAACUUGAAGCCACAGAUUACAAUGGCAGUGAAAUGGUGUUCCAGGAUAGCCAGUGACUUGACUUAACCACAGCCUGUGUUUUUUUUUCUUCGAAAGAGGAUUUUUAAAAAAGUUUAACUUUUUAGACUCUUCAAAAAAAGCUUCUGAAUCUCUUCAAUACUGUAUUUUUUUUGCUCCUUGCAACAUAGCCUACAUUGUGUUUCUUUUUUAAUCGCACAAUAAAGUUUAGGAAUUUCCUUUUAGAGAUUUUAUUGCCAUUAAUAUGUAUAAGACGGGAAUAGAUUAAGGAAGCAAAACACACACAACCAAUUGUGGUAUUAAUUGUUUUAACAUGCACAGGCUGGAGAUGGGUGUUGAGGUGCAAUGUCUCAGCUGUUACCCAUUUACUGGGAGCCUGUUUCAGUCUCUGGCAGAAUGGGUGCUUGGUUCCUGAAGCUCUGUUGGGAAGGAGUUGAGCUUGGCUGUGUCUGGUCACGACCAGCCUACACAGAGACUGGAGAUGCUGAAGGCUUUGCUUUCAUUUUGGGUAUGAGACUGGGGUUGCAGGCAAAAGACUGUAAAUGUGAACCUGAGGAAAUAUCACUGCAUGCAUCAAUUUGUUCUAAUCAAUACAUAAAAAUAUUUCCUGUGCAUUUGAUACAUGUGUAAAUAAUGGUAAAUGCUGUAUUUGAAACAUGGAUUAAUUCAUUUGAAGUACAAUUAGCAGUGUAAGGUUUGGAAUAGGUAAACCUGAGGUAUAUUGGAAUUAAUUUCUCCUACACUGUGAAAAAUCAAACAAUUGCCAUUGGGUUGCAAUGUGGAAUCUUUUAGAUCUUUUUCUAGUUUGUCUCAUGCUAGAAUGAGAGUUUGUACAAAUGAAGUACACACUGGUAACCACAUUUUUUGUGAAAGUAUUACUGUGGGCCUCUGUUCAAUGAAGAACAAUUCCCCUAUGGGCCAACUGAAAUUUAAAUGUAGUAGGACUUAGUUUUGAAAUGUACUAAUUGCCUGGUAAAUGGUAACAUCAUCCCAUAUUUGCUUAUAUUAAACAAUUUCAUUUUACCUUAAUCUUCGCCUCCCUCCACCCCCGUCCCACCCCUUAAUCCUCUUAACAAGUGUGAAAACUACAUGGCUGUUGUAUGACAAAAGGAGUUAUUCUCCUGAUUAGAAUUGAGUAGCCAAACCAGAUGGAUGCAGAUGAGAGCUUCAUUCUCUCCUUGCUAUCAAGACAUCUGCUUGCUCCUCGAAUGAGUCUUGCUGACACUGGACCAUUACCUACCUGCACCAUUCAUUAAGCAACUUUCUGACCUGCUAGAAUUUACCUUUAAUUUAUAUCAGGCAUUACCCCCUCAUCCUACUUUUGUGGUUUAUUCUCAUUGUGAUUAAAAUGAGUCAAAUGAUGUUAAAGCAGAGAAUUUACUCUACGAAACUGAACAUGAUAAAAUUUUAUGGUUUGAAAAGAAAAAGUAAUUAUCUUGCGUGAUCAAUCAUCAACUGCCGAUCACGAAGCUGUCCAAUUCAAAUAGAUCUGAUUUUUUUAAAACUUGGAAUUAACAAAUCAGUGGUGGUAAAGUGAGUGAUUGUAAAAGGUUGCAUGAAAACAAGAUUUCCAGUUUGAUUUUGGGCGGGAGAUGGACUGUUCCUUUAAGACACAUUGGCUAUUAGCAUUGAAUGAAAAUCAAGUUUAAUAUUACCAGAUUGUUCCAUCUCCAGUUGGAAGAUAGGGUAUUUGGUAUAUUUCACAGUCAGUUUUGUUUUGGGAAGGUGAGGGAAGAAGGGAGAAUUGCGAAGGGUUCAGCCACUUUAAAACUGCUCAAGCACUUGUAAUUUUUAGAAAGGUACUAAUGAGAAUGCUUCCUAUUUCUUCCUUUUUUUUUGGAGGGGUUAAAAAGACCAAAGAAGGAAGAUUUUUCUAACGCACUUGUCUAGAAUGUGGUUCAACAAAUGUUUGCACAAAUGCACCAGGUUAGUCAAAGCAGUUUUAAGAAACAAUCUGUAGAGGUCUUGCUUUUAUAGCUGGCUCAAUAAAUGUGGAAUAUUUUAAUAUAUCUGCAUUCAUGUGAUUAUUAAGGUUACUAGGUUAAGAUUGCCAGAGACCAUUGAUUUUUGGGCCUUUGUGUUUUAGAAGGUAACUUUUUCAGGCCUCUGAAUGGAGUUUGAGUUUGACGCUGCUUCAAGGUGGCACUGAGAAGGUCAAUUUAACCCAGUUGAACAGUGACUUAGAUGCACAGUGUAACCAACUGCAAUCGUUUCAAGUUUGCACACGUACUUGACAAAUAUGUUGCAUUCUAAAUACCUGACACCUGACUAGGCUUUACAGCAAUGAUUUAAGUGGGUGGGGAAAGACAUGAUUCUGGCAUCUUGGCGAAAUGUGACACUUGUCCUGAAAUAGUUCAGAUAAUCCGUGAAACAGAUCAGCUCUGCUCAUGCACAUUUGGUAAUUGAAAUGGACUAGAUACAUUAACCCUGUUUUAAGAGGGCAUGGUUAUUUAACAAUGAAUUCGGUAGUCUCUUCCACUUGCAGAAUUCUGAAUAGAUAUUGUUUUUAUUAAAAACUGGAUUUUAAUUGGACUUUGAAGCAGUAGAAAUAUGUACAACUUUGCAAAUCAGCACAACGUAGGUAUUUCCCAAGCUUUGGACUCAUAUUUACACUGAAAUUUUGGAAGUAAUUUUCUCAAACCUACAGCAUCCAAUUUAAUUUUUAAAAGUCAUUAUUAGGGUAAAAUCUCAAAUGUGCAGGUUAUAAUGUGUUGAGUAACACAUACCAUUUUACCAUUCAAAUCCAAUGGCUAUGUCACUUUACAACUGUUUCAGCUACAAUAGAUUGGAAAAGUGAGAACCCACCAAAAUAUAUCAAUUCUAUUUUGUUGUUUUUAGCCAACACUCCUUAAUGCACAUCAUGGCUCCAUUUCCUUUGCUCAACUCAGCCCUCCUGACUGUCUCAGUGAAUAUUUCAUAUUUGCCAGUUUUAUGCCAUAGGCUUAUCAGUCUUUAGAUUGUGGCUGCAAGACCAUGUUGAGGAUGUGAUUUUGCAAUCUUGCAAAACUGUCCAUUUUUAUUUGUUCACAAAUUUCUUUGGAGGAUUUUUGAUGGCGGUAUAUAGGAUGUUAUGGUUGUAGGUUUGCUUGCUGAGGUGAAAGGUUCAUUUUCAUGAACAUUUCAUGAAAAUGGACCUUCCAGCUCAGUGAGCAAGCCUACAUCCAGAACCUCUACCUGAGCUACAAAUCUUCUCAAAUCUCAUUAGUAGGAUGUUAUUUUGGAAGAGGUAGAUGAGGAAAAGAUGUUCAGUGAUGGUAUGAGGAUGAAUGGACAUACUCUUAAGAUUUCAGGACUAUGGGAGGAAUAAACUGUUUGCACAGUGAUCGCAAAUAACUUGUGACUGCUGCUGAUGACGGGUAACAGAAUAGAGUAGGGCUUGCAAGGCUAUUGAUGUAUAGUAGAAUAGUAGGAUGAGCUGGAUUGCUCUAGAGAGCCAGAAUGGACUUGAGCCAAAUGGCCCCUGCGCUGUCUUGAAUCUGACGUUUUUGUAGGAAGGUGGGAUGUUGCAAUGAUGCCCCAAGUAACUGUUUUUCACAAUGUUUUGCAUUUGGCUAAAGGUACAUUUCUACCCAAGGAUAUAUAGGUUCAGCAUCAGACUUCCCUUUUUUCAAAUGUUGUAUUGCAUGAUCUGUAGUAGCAUAGUUCUGCCAGAAAAUGGGUUUAACAUUGCUUCAAUGUGCAGAUUUAAGCAGAGGAAGAACGUUAAAGUGAGCAAACUUGAUUUUAGCUCAGUAACUGCAAUUUAAAUCACACUUGUCUAUCAGAUGAAACUGUUGUAAGAGUCAUGCUACUAGUCCUUUCUCUAGUAUAACCUAAUGUGAUGCACUUUAUAGGUGGAGAUUUGAAAGUGUGCUACACACCCUCUCUAUAAACAUUAAAUGGUUAGUUAUAGAAUGGCUUCAUUGUAUUAGUUUGGAUUAAAGUUCAAAUACUGUGAAAGCCAUAUGCCAGGAAUAGCAUUCCACAACAUGAGGAAUUUGAGAGGCUGAGUGAUGUUAGUAGUAAUGUUUUGCAUUCUUUUAUUCCAUUCUCACUUCUUGAUCCUAAAGGUUAAAGAGUUGACUGUGUCUAAAACACUAUAGCCCCUCUUCCUUGAAUAUGAUUAAAACUGAUAAUUGGUAGUUGACAUUUUCUGCUACAGUAAUCUGUUUAGUGAUCUGUCACUCGUUUAAUCUUGUGAUAUCAGAACAUUCUUUAACCUGACAUCGAUAUAUUUUGAUAACUUUUUUAAAAAAAAGCUUUUGUAUUGUUGAACUUUUGAUUUGAAAAGGGUGUGAAUAACAAAUUAAAACAAAAUGGCUCAUACCGGAAA